Eruca vesicaria subsp. sativa (arugula) is the source of this 2547-nucleotide messenger RNA. Lineage: Eukaryota; Viridiplantae; Streptophyta; Magnoliopsida; Brassicales; Brassicaceae. The record is from the annotation of a GenBank genome assembly.
GAGAGAGAGAGAGAAACAGAGUAGUACUAGAGAGAAGUGGUCUGCUUUGGCGGUUGGAAGCAGCAACAGCAGUUGCUAUCAGAGCAUUGCUUCAUAAAACAAAAUCUCAGGUGUUAGAUUAGGCCAACUGUUAUCUCUCUCUUAUUCUUCUUCUUCUUCUCCCUUUCUUUAAUUCUCUUCAAACUCAAGCAAAGAAACAAAACCAAAUCAUAAUAUAUUAACAAUCCUAUUUUUGUUGGUUAUAGUUUGAUUCUUGGUAGCCAUCCCUCGCCCAACUUCACCUUCUCUGACAUAAUCACAACACCUUCCCUUUUCUUUCUUUAUUAUCAUCAUCUUCUUCUCUUGUUUCUUCUAUCUGUCCCUGUAUAAUCAGUUAAAUCACAUAUCGUGGAGUUCGUGUACGGAACUGAGUUUGCCGUUUUGGUGGUUGAAGAUAAAAGGUCUUAAAUCUUGAACUUUGAAAAAAAAUUCAAUGGAUACUGUUCAGCCAGAGUCACCUUCCAAUACUAUUUCCAUCACUAUUUCAUCCUCUUCUUCGUUAUGUCCCACACCACCACGAGGUGAUAACAGUAACGUUGCUCCUCCCUCUGUUGUUCAAGAGAGUCUUCCAUCUUCCUUCUACUUAAGACUCGCUGUGAGAGUAUCUAGAGCUAGAUGGUUCAUCUUCUUGAGAAGAGUGUUUCACUACCAGAACGGAUCAAGAUCAGAUCUCGGGUCCAACCCUUUCAACUCCAGUACGUGGAUGAUGUCUGAGCUCAUAGCUCUGCUUAUUCAGCUUACUGUGAUAACACUCACACUUGCUAUCUCCAAAGAUGAGAAACCUAUUUGGCCGGUGAGGUUAUGGAUCACAGGCUAUGAUGUGGGAUGUCUCCUCAGUCUCAUGCUGCUAUAUGGUCGGUUUCGCCAACUAGACCAAGACCAAGGAAAUGGGUUUGUCCAUGGGGAUAUUGAGCAGCAACAGAGAAGCAGAGAAGACAACAGGAGCUCUCGUUUGAUGAACAGAUGCAGAACGUCGCUAGAGCUGUUCUUUGCGAUUUGGUUUGUGAUUGGGAAUGUUUGGGUGUUUGAUUCUAGGUUUGGUUCUUUCAACCAUGCUCCAAAGCUUCACGUCCUUUGUGUCUCUCUUCUAGCAUGGAACGCUCUCUGCUAUUCAUUUCCAUUUCUUCUCUUCCUGUUCCUCUGUUGCAUUGUGCCUCUCGUUAGUAGCCUCCUUGGAUACAACAUGAACAUGGGAUCUUCAGACAGAGGAGCAUCAGAUGACCAGAUCUCUAGUCUUCCUAGCUGGAAAUACAAACGAAUCGAUGACAAUGCUUCUGAUUCUGAAGCUUCGGUUCCUGAAACUGAUGAUCCAGAGUGUUGUAUAUGUUUGGCAAAGUAUAAAGACAAGGAGGAAGUAAGGAAGCUUCCAUGUUCACAUAAGUUUCAUCUUAAGUGUGUAGAUCAAUGGCUUCGUAUCAUCUCUUGUUGUCCUCUUUGCAAACAAGAUCUUCCCAGAUGAUAAAUGGCAAAAACCCUAAAUCAGACAAGAAGAGCUCAUAAGAGUCGAAGUCUCUCAUUUAAGUUCUAUAUAGUUUUUUUUUUUGGUUUGGUUUCUAGUUUUUGAUUUGAUUUGAAGCAAGUAGGUUACUUGUGUGAGUGUUAAAUUUUUGUACAGAAAGAGCUCACCAGUAACCGUAAAAUACAUUGUGAGAAGAUAUAAAUUACAAUGCCACAACUUUUAUAGAAUCUUGAUAUAGACUUAGAGCAUCCCAAACACUCUUUAUUUUAAAGGAAUAAUCCCCUAAAAAUAAAAGGGAUAAAGAGAUAGAUCCAAUCCCGACGCGAUCGAGAAAGUUUUUCCACUCUUAGUCGAUGACAUAAUGCUUCUGAAACCAAGCCUUACUGGAGGCCUAGAUGGAGUUGCUUGGCUGGGGUCACGGACAGGAUGCUAUACAACACGGUCAGGAUACUUCACGGCAAUGGAACAGGAACAAAAAUCUCUUAACUUGGCACAAACUCCAGGGAAGACAUCGCCUAAAAUUAAGCUUUUCUUAUGGAAAGCAACCCAAGGAGCACUCCCUAUGGGCUCUAACCUGCAACAGAGAGGUCUCCUGCAACAUACUAACUGUCUUCGUUGUGGGGAAGUAGAAACAGAGGCUCACCUCUUCCUACACUGUGAAUAUGCACGGAAAGUUUGGUCUUCGUCUCUUUUUAGAGAACAACUUGAUCCUGCAGCUUUCACUGUUUUUUUGGAGGCUUUGAAGUUUGGUAAAGUAGCGACUGGGCUCCCUCCAGUCGAUGGGCCUUACUCUCAGCACUCUCUUUGGAUAUCACUAAAGUCUGGUUCAACACAGACUGUCAGGCACUCCUAACAGCGCUCACCUCGACUGCUCCUCCGGCGGGUCUCUACGGGAUCAUCCAGGACAUCGGCCUUCUAUCAUCAUCCUUUGUUUCAGUAUCUUUCAAGUUUGUAGCACGUCGUUUCAAUUCUGCAGCAGAUAAGCUUGCUAAAUCUGCACUUUGUAUUGUCACAUCUUCCCUCCCAUAGUUUAUUGGGUUGAGGUCUCU